AUGUUAUGCCGUUUCCCCUCCAUCCCCCCCCAGGCUCUUGCCAUGGCCGUGAUCCGCAAUGACGCGAAUCUCCCCAAAGACCUCUCGCUGCCGGCGGGCGCAGAGAAUAAGCGCCGUCUACUCCUGAUUUAUAUCCAUGGCUUCAUGGGCUCCGAGGCUAGCUUCCAGGACCUCCCCGCGCAUGUCCAUGAGCUUCUCUCCGGGCUGCUGGGCGAGUCGCAUGUUGUUUACACGAGGAUUUAUCCGCGGUAUAAAUCGCAUGGGGAGAUUCAGUCGGCGGUGGAACAAUUCAGUGCGUGGCUAAAACCUCACGAAGCACCAGACCUCGACAUAAUCCUACUCGGCCAUAGCCUAGGCGGGAUCGUCGCCGCAGAUGUCGCGCUGCUGCGGAGACAUCAGAUCCUAGGCCUGGUGAACUACGAUGUCCCGUUCUUGGGCCUACACCCGCGUGUCGUGCCAACGGGGAUUUUGAGCUCAAUGCCAAAGAAAGACGUCGCGCCCGAAGAGAAAUUGGCCGGCGAGCAGGAAUCGCUCGGCAUGGAGCCGGCGUAUAAGGUGCAACCGGAGCCGGAUCCGAAUUUCGAUCGGCCCUGGAGGAAUGAUGUCCGUCUUGCGAAUCGGGGGUUCUUUAAGAAUGUUAUGCACUUUGUUCAGAAAAAUACGGAUAAUCUGGCCCGCUCGGUUUUUGAUCGCGUGGUGUCCUCGGCCAAGUUUGCCGGGUGUGUGAAUAAUUAUUCGGAGCUUAGGAGGCGGUAUCGGGAGAUUAUGGAGUUAGAGAAGGAGGGUAAGGAGAGGGUGAGGUUUAUGAAUUAUUAUACUGCUAGUACUGGGAGGAGAAAGCCUGUGAAGGAGGAUGAGGAGAAGAAGGAUGGGAAAGAUGAGGAGGCUGAGAAAGAGGUGAAGGUUGAAGAGUCCCCCUCACAAUCGACAACGCCAACUCCCGAAGACUCAAUAGAGAAACUGCAUAUCUCUAAGCCCAGCGGCAAAGACGCAACACCGCAGCCAUCGCCAACAUCGCAAGAGCCAUCGACAGCUUCAGCUACAGCAACCCCCUCACCACCCGAACUGCCCCCAAAAAAGCCCACACCACCACCCCUCCCAGAACGAAACCUCCCAAUACCAGACCAAACCACACCAGAAACCUCAAGCCUGCACCUCUCAGAAAGCACCUCAGAAUCUGGCAUUAGCCUCGAGACCACCGAAAGCGGCGGAGAGAAGGAGCAAAAACUGCGCAAAUUCAUCCUCCUACCAAAGAACCACUGGAAAUACCACGACAACGCGCACUGGACGCCCGUGCUAAUGGAGGAUAUGGAUGAAGUCGAGGCGCACCAGUCGAUGUUUAUACCUUCUGGUGCGAAUUAUGAUCAUCUGGUUGGUGAUACGGUGGGGUUGAUUGAGAGCUGGGUGCAGGCUGAUUUGAGUGCGAGGGUUUUACAGGAAGGUCUGGAUUAG
Messenger RNA from Penicillium argentinense, 1452 nucleotides. Its product is annotated as alpha/beta hydrolase. The record is from RefSeq and is a predicted model, not a curated record. NCBI's taxonomy places the organism in Eukaryota, Fungi, Ascomycota, Eurotiomycetes, Eurotiales, Aspergillaceae. The coding region runs from base 1 to 1452 and encodes 483 amino acids. The transcript has 2 exons.